AUGCAUAUGGAGCACCAGCUCCGGCUUCUCGACUUGAACGACACCAGCGAUCCAGAAGUAGUCAACGCAGCCCACAUCCUAAUAUCCAUGAAACAUGGCAGAUAUUCGUUAUCACGACCACGAGACAACAUCAACAACACCAUUAGCAAACACAACAGAGACUACAUUGCUAAUACGCCUACUAUCCCCAGUAUAGAUUACGUCACUUGUGGUCGUUUACGAUUGAUACCUGUGGGUUCAUACUGCUAUUAUUCUUCCUCAUCAUCAUCAACUACAACGAAGCGUUCCCAACAGUCGGUAACUGCCCGUGUUGAGCUUCCAAGAACGAUAUCUAGAAAUUGCCACAACUGCAGUACACUCUAUUCCUACCCUGAUGAUGAUGUUUGCAAGGGAGAUGAAAAGCAUUGGCAUGGUCACCGACGGAUAUAUAAGCGAUCAUUUGUUCCUUGGCAACGCGAAGAAAGGGAGCCUGAAGACGACAAUUCCCAGCAUGUUUGA
This is a messenger RNA of Zychaea mexicana, 498 nucleotides long. RefSeq lists its product as uncharacterized. The transcript has 2 exons. Bases 1 to 498 code for a protein of 165 amino acids. The record is from RefSeq and is a predicted model, not a curated record. NCBI's taxonomy places the organism in Eukaryota, Fungi, Mucoromycota, Mucoromycetes, Mucorales, Lichtheimiaceae.